Drosophila subobscura is the source of this 1348-nucleotide messenger RNA. RefSeq lists its product as uncharacterized. The record is from RefSeq and is a predicted model, not a curated record. Lineage: Eukaryota; Metazoa; Arthropoda; Insecta; Diptera; Drosophilidae. The transcript has 3 exons. Bases 57 to 1325 code for a protein of 422 amino acids.
UGCUGUUCCAUCAGUUCCAACAAGUGAAUAAAUUGUGCCGCUGCCAAACAAACAAAAUGUCUGAAAACUCAAACGCGGAAGAAUUUAAUGCCGACGAGCUGGAGCCCCCACAGUGGCUGAAUGCUUCGUACUUGGAAACAAUUCUGAGCACGUAUGAAAAUGCACCAGAACUGAAGGUAACUGAUCUGAAAAUAUCCCCCGCGAGUGCCCAGGGAGAUCACUAUGCCAGCGUUAUGUUCCGCACGACAGUGGAGUACACCACUCGGAAUGGAGCUUCCACCAAGUCGCUUAUUGUCAAAACGAUGCCCGAGCAGGAGGGCCACAAGAAGGACAUGAUGAGUGAAUCGUAUUUCUUCAAAACAGAGAUCGGAAUGUACUGCCAAGCUCUGCCAGAGUUCGAGAGGAUACUGAGGCAGGCGGGAGAUGACACACAGCUAUGUGUGCAGUGCAUCUAUCACAGUCUUGAGCCCCGCCAGGUAAUGAUAUUUGAGGAUCUAGUGCCGCAGGGCUACACAGUCAUCCGGGAUCGUCCGCUGAGGGAGGAGGAGCUCUGCAGAGCCUUCUCGAAGCUGGCCAAAUGGCAUGCCGUCAGCAUGAAACUGCUCAAUGAGAAACCUGAUUUUCUGAAGGAGUUUCAAUUUGGUGUGGGUGAAAUAGCGAACUUGAUGAGCGAUCCAUGCUUAUCUACGGCAAUGCCUCCCUUCAUUGAAAUGCUGGAGCGAUGGCCAGAGCUGAGGAAGUACAAGCCGUAUUUUGAGAAAAUAAAAGACUCCUACUUGGACACGGUAAAAAGCAUUUUGCAAGAGUAUCGCAAGGAUCCCCAAGCUGAUGGAUAUUACGUGCUGUGUCAUGGAGACUUUCAUCUGCGGAACAUGAUGUUCAGGAAUAACAAGGAGACAGGCGACUCCGAAGACGUCAUGCUGGUAGAUUUCCAACUCUCUAAAACCUCUCCCAUAGCCGUGGACUUGAUAUACUCCAUCCACAUGCUGAUGGAGCCGGAGCAGCGCUGGAACCACGGCGAGAAGUUGAUCAACUAUUACUUCUCUGUGUUGGUGGAUACUCUGAAGAAAGUGGGAUACAAAGGUGCAAUGCCCACCCAGGAGAAGCUAUGGCAGCAGAUUUAUAGACUGAAAUAUUAUGAUUUGUACUUGAUGUUUACCUUUCUACCAAUUAUUUGGGGCAUAAAAACUAAAUCUUUUGCCAUGAGUGACCUGCUACAAGAUGGAGCAACGCGUCAGAAGACCUACCAUCAGGAUGUGUACAUUAAGGAUGUUAAGAUAUUAUUGCCCAAAUACGAGCAACUCGGCUACUUUAAAGAUCUAUAAAUAGUUUUUUUGUUCCAGUUAUU